Molecule: messenger RNA, 3949 nt
Organism: Bubalus bubalis (water buffalo)
Lineage: Eukaryota; Metazoa; Chordata; Mammalia; Artiodactyla; Bovidae
Gene: CPNE5
Product: copine 5
Exons: 22
Coding region: 664-2496 (610 amino acids)
Biological process (GO): cellular response to calcium ion
Cellular component (GO): plasma membrane
Molecular function (GO): calcium-dependent phospholipid binding
Source: RefSeq, a predicted model, not a curated record
UCCGGCGCUCACGGACCCAGCAAGCGGCCCGCCCCGGGUGGCGGGAGGCGGAGGCUUCGGGCAGAUUUGAUUUUCCCGCAGCCCGGGCGCCCCAGAGCCAGAGCCCGAGCCGAGGAGGUGGCGCUCGGAGCAGCGUCCCCAGCCUCGCCGCCGCCCGCGCGGAGACCCAGCGAGUGGCGCCGCAGCUCCGGCGCUCCGGGUUCGCUCCGCGUUGCCUGAGUCCCGCCGCCCCCGCAGCCCUAGCUCCACUCGACCCCCCACACCCCCUCUCCCUCUCCUGCACCCCUUCUGCCCCCACCCCGAGCUCCCCGCCCCUUUCCCGGUGCUCUCUCCACCACUCCGCGCGUCCCUCCCGGCGCCCUGGCUUCGGGCCCCUCCGCCUCUCCCCGCUGCGCCCCAGCUCCCUAAGCGCUUUGCCCCUCAACACUGGGUCCCCAGCCUCCUCGUGGCGUCACCCGCACCCCCUCCUCUCUCCUCGGCCCCCGCUCCCUCCGCCCCCUUCCCUCUCUCACUUCCCACGCCCCCUCUUCGCUCUCCUCUCUCCUCCCUUUGCCGCCCAGCCCCGGCUCGGGAGUUGGGGGGAGAGCCCAGGGUUUCCGUUGCUCCGGAGGAGGCGUGAAUCGCGCAGGGAUUGACUAAUUUGGGGUGGGGGCACGGUGGGCUAUGGAACAGCCCGAGGACAUGGCGUCGCUGAGCGAGUUCGACUCCUUGGCGGGCAGCAUCCCGGCCACCAAGGUGGAGAUCACCGUGUCCUGCAGGAACCUUUUGGACAAAGACAUGUUCUCCAAGUCUGACCCACUAUGCGUCAUGUAUACUCAAGGGAUGGAGAACAAGCAGUGGCGGGAGUUUGGACGCACCGAAGUCAUCGACAACACACUCAAUCCCGACUUUGUGCGCAAGUUCAUCGUGGAUUACUUCUUCGAGGAGAAGCAGAACCUCCGUUUUGACCUGUAUGAUGUUGACUCCAAGAGUCCUGAUUUAUCCAAACAUGAUUUCCUGGGCCAGGCCUUCUGCACCCUUGGAGAGAUUGUGGGGUCCCCUGGGAGCCGCCUGGAGAAGUCCCUCACAAUAGGAGCGUUCAGCCUGAAUUCCAGGACAGGCAAGCCCAUGCCAGCUGUGUCCAACGGAAGUGGUCUCUGGAUGGAAAGUUUGAGAACCACUGGUCUGGAAGCCUCCGGCGGUGUCCCAGGGAAGAAAUGUGGCACCAUCAUCCUGUCCGCUGAGGAGCUCAGCAACUGCAGGGACGUCGCCACAAUGCAGUUCUGCGCCAACAAGCUGGACAAGAAGGAUUUCUUUGGGAAGUCUGACCCCUUCUUGGUGUUCUACAGAAGCAACGAGGAUGGAACGUUCACCAUCUGCCACAAGACAGAGGUCGUGAAGAACACCCUAAACCCAGUCUGGCAAACUUUCUCCAUUCCCGUGAGAGCCCUCUGCAACGGGGACUAUGAUCGGACCAUCAAGGUGGAGGUGUACGACUGGGAUCGAGACGGCAGCCACGACUUCAUUGGGGAGUUCACCACCAGCUACCGGGAGCUGGCCCGCGGGCAGAGCCAGUUCAACAUCUAUGAGGUGGUAAACCCAAAAAAGAAAAUGAAGAAAAAGAAAUACGUGAAUUCGGGCACAGUCACGCUGCUUUCCUUUGCUGUGGAGUCAGAGUGCACGUUUCUCGAUUACAUCAAAGGAGGGACCCAGAUCAACUUCACGGUGGCCAUUGAUUUCACAGCCUCCAAUGGGAACCCCUCGCAGUCCACAUCGCUGCACUACAUGAGCCCCUACCAGCUGAACGCCUACGCGCUGGCGCUGACCGCCGUCGGGGAGAUCAUCCAGCACUACGACAGCGACAAGAUGUUCCCCGCCCUCGGCUUUGGGGCCAAGCUGCCCCCGGACGGCAGGGUGUCCCACGAGUUCCCACUGAAUGGCAACCAGGAGAACCCCUCGUGCUGCGGCAUCGAUGGCAUCCUAGAGGCCUACCACCACAGUCUGCGCACGGUGCAGCUCUACGGCCCCACCAACUUCGCCCCCGUGGUCACCCAUGUGGCCAGGAACGCAGCCGCAGUGCAGGACGGCUCCCAGUACUCGGUGCUGCUCAUCAUCACAGAUGGGGUCAUCUCGGACAUGGCGCAGACCAAGGAGGCGAUUGUCAAUGCUGCCAAACUCCCCAUGUCCAUCAUCAUCAUCGGCGUGGGCCAGGCAGAGUUCGACGCCAUGGUGGAGCUAGAUGGCGAUGAUGUGCGGAUCUCCUCCCGGGGAAAGCUGGCCGAGCGCGACAUUGUCCAGUUCGUGCCCUUCAGGGACUACGUGGACCGCACUGGCAACCACGUGCUGAGCAUGGCGCGCCUGGCCCGUGACGUGCUGGCCGAGAUCCCCGACCAGCUGGUGUCCUACAUGAAGGCACAGGGCAUCCGCCCGCGCUCCCCGCCCACGGCCACGGCUCGCUCUCCCCCACAGUCUCCAGCCCGCACACCCCCAGCUUCCCCGCUGCACACGCACAUCUGAGCGUGUGGUCUGCUCAGAUGGCUGGGGCUUAGGCCAGUAGAAAGGUAGGCGGGGUGCCCAGACCCUGCUGCGGUCCACCCUGCCCAGCCUAUGGAACACGUGUGCCUGGGAGGCUGGUGGGGCGGGGCUUCUGGAGACUCCUCCCACACUGCCCCACACCCCAAAGUCUGGAGGUACAGGUGAUGGAGUUGGGGAUCUUGGCCCCUCCUUCUCUUCUUUCACCGACGCCUGGUUCUGGACCAGCCAGGAAGAUGUUAAUCAGGACCAUCGGGGUUUCCCCUUAGCCCACCGGGGCAAUCUUCGUCUGCUCCUUUAUCACCCUGAGCCUGGGCUGAGCCUCCCACCACCAGGUCCCCUGCUCCUGUAGUGUCUACUCCUGUACCAGCCCCCUGACCCCCACCUCAGUGUCUAUCCUGUCCCUCUUUCCAAUGAACCCCAUGAGGCUGCUGGGUUUUGAGGAAUGCCCAAACACGUGACCCCCUCCCUGGGACCCUUGCAUGCAGUGGGAGUACUACAGACCCAUGAAGGAGACGUGGUGGUAGUGGAUGGAGGCCGCAUGGUGGACGAGGAAUGCGAGCUUAUCAGGCACGGAGUCCUUUCUGGUGCCUCUCCAGCCCAGUAUGAUGCUGGUUCUAGACAGAAAUCCACAGGCCUCUCCUGGUCUGGGCCCAAAGAGACCUUCGCAGUUGGCUCCUGGCCUCAGACACCCCUUCUUUCCCCAGAGGCUGCCCAGGGUCCUUGGGGUGCAAUCCUUUACAGCCCACCUGGAGGCUUGGGCAAAAAGCAGCCCUGCUCCAGCACUCUGACACUGCCCCUCUAUCCCAUGGGGAUGGGGGAUCCCUGGGUUCAACCCUGCCUCCAGCCUCUGCUGACUGCAGGAAGCCAGGCAAGGCCUUUCUACCUUCUGGAUCUCAGUUUCCACAUCUGUAAGGCAAGAGGGUUGACCAGAUGGCCCUGGGUUUACCUUUGGCUCUGAUAGUCUUAGAGUUCACAGUCAUCCUGUGUCCAGCUUCCCCCAUCCCACUCCUCACUAGUGCUGCCCUUUAAGGCCGUCUUGGCUGUAGGGUCACCCUGUUCCAUCCCAUCACCCCAUAUCCACCCUAGUCCCUCUGCCUUGGGCUCCUGGCCUCUGAGCCAGAGCCCUUGCCCCUGUUGUGGGAAAGGUGAGAAAGAUGAUCUCAUGCCUGGGCCCCCACCCCAGCUGCCCAGCCUUUACCCACCUGGGGAACAGGUCAUGCAUGCCAGUCCCUCCUGCUGCAUGGGGCUCCUCUGCCCACUGAAUCUCCCAUGCCUGGUGGAGACCAGGCCACACCGUGUCUGUUGCAGACACUGCGUCCCUCCCCAUCAUGCAUGACGGUGGCGUUUCUAUGCUGUCUGGUCCUGUGCCCGUCUCUGAGACAGUCUCUGUGUGGAAUUUGCCUUAAACUGAAGUAAAUUGGAUUCUUUUACUAAA